Colossoma macropomum (tambaqui) is the source of this 2128-nucleotide messenger RNA. Its product is annotated as vacuolar protein sorting-associated protein 4B-like. The record is from RefSeq and is a predicted model, not a curated record. The transcript is spliced from 11 exons. Lineage: Eukaryota; Metazoa; Chordata; Actinopteri; Characiformes; Serrasalmidae. Gene Ontology annotation, biological process: vacuole organization; endosomal transport. Bases 200 to 1507 code for a protein of 435 amino acids. Gene Ontology annotation, molecular function: ATP hydrolysis activity; ATP binding.
UCUUCGGUGACGUCACGACAAAACACUACGGAAGAGUCUUGAAGACAGAUUUAGAUAAAAGUGCAGUGAACUUCAGGCGGAUUUUCACGCUACAAAUGUGUGUGACAGUGUAUGUGGCGUAGGAAUAGAAAUGUAGUAAGUGUAUCAGCUGUAUUUGCGGGAUUUAACAGAAGAAAAGUCCUGUUAAACCACGACUAGAAUGGCCAAUGCCAACUUACAGAAAGCCAUUGACUUGGCCACUAAAGCCGCAGAGGAGGACAAGGCCAAAAACUAUGAGGAAGCUCUUCGCUUGUACCAGCAUUCAGUUCAGUACUUUCUACAUGUGGUAAAGUAUGAGGCUCAGGGCGACAAGGCCAAACAGAGCAUCCGGGCAAAGUGUGCAGAUUAUCUGGACAGAGCUGAGCAGCUGAAGGAGUACCUCAAAAAGAAAGAGAAAGCAGGACCUGCCAAGCCUGUGAAGGUGUCUGAUGAUAAAGGGAAUGACAGUGAUGAUGGCGACAAGUCAGAGAAAAAGAAAUUACAAAAUCAGCUUCAAGGUGCCAUUGUUAUGGAAAAGCCAGAUGUUAAGUGGAAUGAUGUUGCUGGCUUAGAAGGAGCUAAAGAGGCUCUGAAAGAGGCGGUGAUCUUACCAAUCAAAUUCCCCCAUCUUUUCACAGGAAAGAGAACUCCAUGGAGGGGGAUCUUGCUAUUUGGUCCUCCAGGCACGGGGAAGUCCUACCUGGCCAAAGCAGUGGCCACUGAGGCCAAUAACUCCACUUUCUUCUCCAUCUCCUCCUCUGACCUGGUGUCCAAGUGGCUGGGCGAGAGUGAGAAGUUGGUUAAGAACCUCUUUACCAUGGCGAGGCAGCACAAGCCCUCUAUCAUCUUCAUCGAUGAGAUCGACUCUCUGUGCGGCUCCAGGAGUGAUAAUGAGAGCGAAGCGGCUCGCAGGAUCAAGACUGAGUUCCUGGUUCAGAUGCAAGGUGUGGGAAACGACAAUGAGGGAAUUUUAGUGCUUGGAGCAACUAAUAUCCCUUGGACACUGGACUCUGCCAUCAGGAGAAGGUUUGAGAAGCGCAUCUACAUCCCACUUCCCGAGGAGCAUGCUCGAUCCUUCAUGUUCAAGCUCCACCUCGGCACCACCCCCAGUAGCCUCACUGAUCAAGACUUCAUCACCCUGGGGCAGAAGACUGAGGGCUACUCGGGCGCGGACAUCAGCAUCAUCGUCAGGGACGCCCUCAUGCAGCCCAUACGCAAAGUUCAGUCAUCCACCCACUUCAAAAAGGUCCAAGGAAAGACAUGGAACAACCCUGAUAUAAUUGUGGAUGAUCUUUUCACCCCAUGCUCUCCGGGUGACCCUAACGCAAUAGAGAUGACCUGGGUGGACGUUCCAGGCGAUAAACUGCUGGAGCCCAUCGUUAGCAUGGCGGACAUGCUCAGGUCACUGGACAAGACCAAGCCCACUGUGAAUGAGGAAGACCUGGAGAAGCUGAAGAAGUUUACCGAGGACUUUGGCCAGGAGGGCUAACUACACUAUCAUCCUAAAAUAUAAAAACACUUCUUUUAUUCUUUUUUUCCCACAUAAUCUAACUCAGAACAGUGAGAUGUAUUAUGAAUACACUUGUGAUUACCUCAUUAUGGCAUCUAAACCCUUUGAAAUCCUCUUGAGAUUGAGAGUUUGUAUUGAAAUAUCUAUGGUGUCGGGUGUUUUGAUGAAUUGAGAUGUAUUUAUUGAAAAUGAUAUGUGGAGAUGGGACGAUACUUCUUCUACUUUUCUAUAGAGCUAUUUAAGCUCUUUUAUACUGAGGGAGUUAAUUUAAGCAUCAAAAAUGAGGUCAUGCUCAAAGUGCUGAACCACUGUCCUUCCCCACAGUUAAUAACGUGACAUGACACAGUAUGACUGUGUGUACAGAAUGAAUUAUUUACGGGAUUGGAUCAGAUUCAUUCUUUUUUCUCUCCGAUAUGCGAUUCAGCAUUUUCUGCUGAUAUCAGCCUGGUUAUUGAUAUGCCAACUCCUAUUAUGUAGUACUAUUAAAGGGACAGCAUCUCAAAGUCUGUCUAUAAUGGCUUUUCCACAGUAACUGCAGCACUGUGGUGCCUAGCGGAAAGUACCACGGCAUAUUUGUGAAUUAAAACUUCACUGGCUUGA